Papilio machaon (common yellow swallowtail) is the source of this 785-nucleotide messenger RNA. RefSeq names its product glutathione S-transferase 2. Gene Ontology annotation, biological process: glutathione metabolic process. NCBI's taxonomy places the organism in Eukaryota, Metazoa, Arthropoda, Insecta, Lepidoptera, Papilionidae. The transcript is spliced from 5 exons. The record is from RefSeq and is a predicted model, not a curated record. Gene Ontology annotation, molecular function: glutathione transferase activity. The coding region runs from base 135 to 749 and encodes 204 amino acids.
GGUUGGUACCACUGACGCUGCCGUUCGGUAGUUGGUUGUUGGAGCAAUUUGUAGUUUCACGUCUACAUUGUGUUGGUUGAGUGCAUUCCAGACAAUCUUUUUAUUCUAUAAGUAAGAAUAACUGAAGCUAAACAAUGCCGAAGGUGACUGUGACGUAUUUCAACGUGAAAGGUUUGGGCGAGGGUAUACGUAUGUUGCUGGCUUACGGCGGUCAGGAGUUCGAAGAUGUCCGCAUAGAGAAGGAACAAUGGCCGGAAUUAAAACCAAAGACACCAUUCGGUCAGCUGCCGAUGGUAGAGAUAGACGGGAAGCAGUACGCUCAAUGCGUGGCCAUCUGCCGCUACCUCGGACGUAAGUACGGUCUCGCUGGCGCAGACAUAGAGGAAGAUCUUAUCAUCGAUCAGAACAUGGACUUCUUUAACGAUGUACGCUUGAAGGCGGCGUCAGCGCAUUACGAACCUGACGAGAAACUAAAAGCAACGAAAGUUGAGGACCUUAAGAAGAACCAGUUGCCGCUCUUGUUUGGAAAGUUGGAUGAAAUUAUUCAGAAGAAUAACGGACAUUUAGCUGCAGGAAAGUUGACAUGGGCCGAUUUUAUAUUCGCCGGGAUGUACGACGCGCUCAAAAUGCUCACUCAAACGCCGGAUUUGGAUGAAAAGUAUCCGAGCUUCAAGAAACUGAGGGACACAGUUUGUGCUUUGCCUAAAGUGAAGGCUUUCAUUGACGCAGCGCCAAAAACUGAUUAUUAGUUAAUAUUCCAUGUUUCAUGUAUAACAUAUUUUUUA